CUUACGCUAACCUCCAAUUGAAUGUUAGUUUAUUAUAACAAUUAGGAAUUUUGCUCCCACUGACAACAGAAUCGCGUCUUUGUAGCCUGGUAUUUGGAAGCUUCUCGCUCCUUGUACAAGGAACGUUUCGAGUCGCGCGCCAGUCCAGUAUAUAUUUUAACGCAAGGAACGUAAGCGAACCAGUUGCUUUCUCUGAAGUGAACUCAAGAUGGCAGAGAGUAAGGGUGCUUUACUUGCUAAAUCGGUGCAAAAACAUGCGGGAAGAGCGAAAGAAAAGAUCCUCCAGAACUUGGGGAAGGUGGACCGCACUGCAGACGAAAUUUUCGACGAGCACUUGCAGAACUUCACACGCCAGCAGAAUGCCGCAAACCGCCUGCAGAAGGAGUUCAACAACUACAUCCGCUGCGUCCGGGCGGUGCAGGCGGCGAGCAAAACCCUGAUGGACUCCCUGAACGAGAUCUACGAGAGCAACUGGACGGGCCACGACCUGCUGUACGUGCAGGCGCAGAACUGCGAGAUGCUGUGGCAGGACUUCAGCCACAAGCUGGGCGACCAGGUGCUCAUCCCGCUCAACACCUACCAGAGCCAGUUCCCGGAGAUGAGGAAAAAGAUCGAGAAGCGCGGCCGGAAGCUGGUGGACUACGACAGCCAGCGGCACAGCUAUCAGUCGCUACAGCAGAGCAACCCGAAGAAGCGCGAUGAGCUGAAGAUGGUGCGGGCACGGGAGUCCCUGGAGGAGGCGAAGCGCACCUACGAGAUGCUCAACUCGGAGCUGCACGACGAGUUGCCCGCCCUCUACGACUCGCGCGUCCUCUUCCUCGUCACCAACCUGCAGACCUUCUUCGCUGCGGAACAGGUCUUCCACUGCGAGUCCGCGAAGGUUUUCGGAGAACUGGAGGCUAUUGUGGACAAGCUAGCAACUGAAUGCCAACGCGGAUCGUACACUGUCAAGAAAAGUUCACCCAAGUCGCCCAAGAUUUCGACUAGUAAUAACAACAUGAUCCAGAGUGUACCAUCUUCACCGACAUCCAUAGGGGCUGGCGAUGACAACCAAGGCCCCCCUCCCCCCUCCCCUAGCAGCCCCCCUCCCAGUGCUCCGUCCCCGGAACCUGCGGCCGAAAACCCACCCCCCACAGCGGCUGCCCCACCGAGGGCGGAGACGGCUCCGAAAGGAGGUGACGAGCCCCACCCGCAGGUAAACGGUAACGCCAAGCCGACACCCUCCUCAGCAGUGCCGGAUGGCACGGCACCUGGCAAGAAAGUGGAAGAGCUGUACGACAUACCUGUGGGUGCUACAACCGACAACCUCCCGCCAGGGGUCCUGUACCGUGUGAAAGCGACGUACAAGUACAAUCGUGAGGACGUGGACGAGCUGUCAUUCGACGUGGGCGAGAUUAUCAGAGUCGUGGAGUACGACGACCCGGAGGAACAGGAGGAAGGCUGGCUGAUGGGCGUGAAAGAGGGUACAGGAGAGAAGGGCAUGUUCCCUGCCAACUUCACGCGGCCGCUGUGAGGUGGCCGCUGCCGCACGGAUCUGUGACGGCAGCUUCCGGCCUCGCGGCUCGGCCGGCAGUUCCUUGGCCGGCCGGUCCACUCUUGGCUCUGCUCCUGGCCCACCGCAAUCCGUUUCCCGUCACACGCAAACCUGAGAAUCUCUGCUUUACUCGAGAGGGCCUGUCUGCCUCUACACUACAUGUGACUUUCCCUGCUGCCACGGUGCAGACAAAACUGUGUAACUGGUGCAGAGUGACAUCAUUCUAUGAUUACAACUUGUUAGUCAAUUGCAGGAUGACAGAUCCUCUGAAGGUGAAGUUCUGAAAAAUGUUGGUCAGUUUUAAAAGGCAGUAUAGUUUCACUUAGUUAUUGUAUGUGUUAGAGAGAAAUAUUGUCAGACCAUUGAAUUUCUGGAGGAGAGUUCUUACUUCCUAGAGGACAAAUGUCAUGGAUGAAAAAAGAACAAGUAAGCAUACAUUUUAAUGGAGUUGUUCUUUUAGUUUUGUUUAACAUGCUCUGCCUGUAUUGGCUGCAUUCUGGUGCCGUGUUGUUAUAUUUGGCUACUCUGAAGCAACCACGGUAAAAUUUAAAUUUCCUUUAAAAAAUUUACGGCAUAUUUUAUCUUAUUUUAAUAUAAAUAUAAUUACUAUGACAGCUAUAAGUUUGCUGCAGGUUUUCUUAUAGCUGCUCACAUUGCUCAGAAUACAAAUGACACUCAUUCUUGUCUUACUGAUACUGUUGCAAGCCCACAGGCUAAGGGACUAUUCGAAUUUCUGUUUCCAUUUACUGAAGUUUUUUUUUCCCUCAAGAACAUUCUGCGAACCUCUGGGAUAUCUCUGCCACUUUUUUUGGUCUUCUUUGCCUUGUCUUGGGCAUAAAAUUGUGCCAAAUGGAAAUUACUCUUCUGAAUUUAUUUUUUUAUACAAUAGUUUAUAAGAAUAUUACUUGUAAUCAUUAUGUACUACACAAGACAAUUAUUUCUCACUAUUGUGUUUCUCUGUUAGCAUGCUGAAUUUUAUUGCUGUUGUAAAUUGUCAUUUGUGUGGUUUUUUUAGGAAUAAUCAUUUGUGAACAAACGUCGAUACAGAAUAAGACAUUUUAAACAGAGUUGUGCCGAUUUCGCUUCGGUUAUAAUUUUACCCUCGUCAAGACAAGAGCCCAGACGUGGAGCCAAGAGUGACUGUAAAAUUGUUACAUAUAUUGUAUUGUAUUUGUAGAAUCUGUAAGAGUACUUUAUCAGUGGCCUAUGUCCUGUAACACAGUUUUUGUGGCAGACACCCUCCUACCUAGGCACCUGCAUAAAGAGAGUGGGCACUCUUCGAAGCUCUUGUCAGCACGCUGCAAACCUGUCCCCAAACGUUUUCAUUCUGUCCGUCCGGAGAUACAUCGAAGUUUUCACUAUGUGCAUUUAGUACUCCUUACAGAUUUACCUGUUCAAGUUGUAAACAUUCCACUUGACCAGCAAUAAAUGAUACGGCAUGUGUUUAUCGUAAUGUGCCACUGUUGCCAAAUUGCCAUCUUUGUGAGAAAGCAUUUUAUAUGGCAGUGUUAUUAUCCUUCUUGAGAAAUUUCUUUCUUCCUGCAAUCGAGAUAACUGUGUAGAAAAAUAGAUAUUUUGUCAAUCUACCUCCUUUAUGUAACCGGGUGGAAUAUUGGAAACUACAAAAACCAAAUGUUCUCUCCAUAAUCUUGCACAACACAAAAUUGUCUCCAAAAUUUUUUCCUUCCAUCAGAAAAAGGUAUUCUGCAGGUGCCUAGCUAGGAGUUAAAACUGCCCAUAAGUGCCUUUAUUAAAUGAAAAGAGAAGAAAAGUACAUAACAAGACACUAAUUCUAUUAAUAGUCUGAAAGGAGAACGCCAGUACUUCCUAAUGUCUAUGUGACAGUAUUUAUUACACUGGAAAGUAAACACACAUAGACAGGAAAAAUUGGGGAAAUUUCUGAUCUGCUGGUUUGCUUCUUGCUUUAAGAAAUGUGGAAGCUGACCAGUUCCACUGCAUGCUCACAGUUUGUUUCAGGGAGCAUUUAUGCCAAUUUGUGUCUUCCUUUAGCUGCUACUAUCCAAUCCAUUCUCUCAGAACAGGGAAAGGUGGAUCACAGGCUUACAAUCUAAAUUGAAAUUGUUGCUCACAUUUCUGUCUUUAUUCCCACUUCCACACUUCAUGGGGAUAAUUUUACUUUUUUUUAUGUCUCCCCCUCCCCCUCCCUCUCCAUUCGGGGCACUACCUGUGUCUUUGGGAACCACUGGUGAAGGUUUCAGAACGUCACAGUUCAUUUUCUUAUUACGCCAUCAUUUCAUUUGUGAAUUUACAAUAGUGUAGCAUUCAUCAUACCCUGUUAUUCAUCAGCAUAGAGUAUUAGGUUGUCUGUCAACACUGAAUAAAAAUACUCAUAAAAAUGUUGUUGUUCUAAUAUUAAUCUCAGUUUAUUAUUAUCUUUAUACCAUAGCAGUUAUUUUAUCCACUUUUUUCUCCUCCCAUUUCACUGGGGAGCAUGAAUUUGUGAUGUGUGCGCUUCCAAGAAUUAUAGGAGAGCUGAAAGCUCAAAGAAUCUUGUCACCCCUUCCAGUAGAAUGACAAGUAGUUUCUGGAUAAUUUUAUCCGGAUAAGUGGAGUGUUUUAUUUUUUAAAGAAAAUGUAAGAAAUUGAAGGGACAAUUUAGUUCAGUCAACAUUGCUUAUUGUGUAUUGCUUUUAAGUCGUUCUUGUUGUUUUCUUUGUUGAUUACAAAUGUGCUCCUUAUUUAAAGUGUAAACCUUUUUACACCUCCUCCCGUCCAUUUGUUUGUUUUGUAAGAAGCAUUCAGCCCAUCGUGUCAUUCAUUUUCCAUUCACAUGCAUUUCAGAUGUUAUUUUCAGGCAUUUUUAAAACAUUUUUACUACACAUAAUUCAUGAUUUAUUGUGAUUCUCAUUAUUUCCAGUUGAAACACUGGUGCCAUUUUGAAAUAAUAAUUAUAUUACUGUGUACAUUAUUACUGUUGUUCUGAUUUCUAUUGAUAUUGUGAUACAUAAACUGUCAUUGUAGCCAGAACAUGAACAGAUUUUAAUAUUGCUUUAUCACACAGAUAAGGAAAAAGUUGUCUUGAGCAGCUGAAUUUUUUUAUUUGUGUGUUCUGAACACGUUUCGUAUUUAUGCUGGGCGUCUUCAGUGGUGUGAAAGUGUAUGAAGAAACUUGAAGAUUGCUGUGUACCACUACUGUUCACCACUUCCACAUCUCCCUCUGCAACUUCUGCUUGGCAAAAAACCACUUUUUUUCUAAUCUGUAUGAUAAAGCAAAUUGAAGUUGCAACUGAGGAAAAUGGCUGAAAAUAUUAACAAUAACAGAUUUUAAUUUGUACCAUUUUUGGAAACUUAUCUUUCCUUUUUUGCCAUAUUCUCGAAGUAAGAUAGACUGCCGCUAUAUACUGUUACAAAUAUAUUGAACUAAAUUUUUUUCAUAAGUAAAACUGUUUUAGUUUAAUAUGUAUAGAGAAACUAAAACACUGUAUCUUGUUUUAAAAGAUAUUAAAGUUUUGCUCAACCUUC
Messenger RNA from Schistocerca gregaria, 5017 nucleotides. RefSeq names its product myc box-dependent-interacting protein 1 (gene Amph). The transcript has 9 exons. The record is from RefSeq and is a predicted model, not a curated record. Gene Ontology annotation, molecular function: phospholipid binding; protein binding. NCBI's taxonomy places the organism in Eukaryota, Metazoa, Arthropoda, Insecta, Orthoptera, Acrididae. The coding region runs from base 209 to 1513 and encodes 434 amino acids. Gene Ontology annotation, cellular component: plasma membrane; cytoplasm.